AUGAGUGGUGUUGUACCACGCAGAAGGUUACGAACAAAGACCGGCUGCCUCACCUGCAGAAGCAGAAGGAAGAAAUGCGACGAGAAUACACCUGCAUGCGACAGGUGCUUGCUUUCGGGACGCUCAUGCCAAUGGCCUAAAUCAACUGAUCUUGUGGAUCGCCGUUAUGCCUCACACCCGGAAUCACGAUAUGGUAACACUAUCGAGACUAGGCUAUCCCUAAGAUCGGAAAGUGCAAGCCAGGGUCAAGCCACCUACGGUCUGGAGGUUGCUAUCUCGCGGCAUUUCAUCGAUAAGUACUACGGCUUCUUGCUUUUACCUGGUUGUCAUCCAGUUUUUCAUCUUGGCUGGAUCCAUGAGAUACAAGAACUUAUGAUAAACGAGAAAAGCCUGCGCUUUUCAGUACUUGCCAACGCCGCCUCGCAUAUACACAACAUCAAUGACUCCUCCAGCAUGCAACAACUUGCGCUGCAUUACUACUCUGAAGCUCUCCGAGGCCUAGCAAGCACUUUAGCACGACCGAAAUCCUCACGCCUAGCUAACCACAACGGAAUUUUGAUGUCAGUCAUGCUGCUAUACCUUCAUGGUUGUAUGGGCCAAGCUACAUACCUGGAUAUCCCUCCCCACCUCAACGCGGCAAUACACAUCCUAACCCUCCGCCUUUUUAACGCUCCACUGAAUAUCAGUCGGCCAUUUGACCGUCUAGCCGUUGAAAGCGUACUAUACCAGAUCUUCUUAGUCAGCACCGGGCUCUGGUCAGAUCAAACGCCGUUGGCCGACUUUGAUCACAAUUUUUGGAUGAGAGCGGAGAAGUUACUGGAGCAGUCGGUGAUGUUUGCUGGUCAGUCAAACAGCAUCAAUAGCCCUGUCCUAGGGGUUCCAGUGCCGUUGUUCAGACUCGCUAUUCAAGCAAAGCACAUAUACCAGGUGUCGCCAGCGUACAAUAUGCAAGCACUAAGUGAACUCAGAAGUGAGGUAGAAGCCUGGGAAGCUAUCGUGCUUUGCGACAAAGAGAUCGAUCGAUUGGGAGUUGAUGAACUCCCCAAUCGUCAUAAAAGCUAUUAUGAGGACGCCAGCUACCUAUACGUGCUCAUUAUCUCCCUUCUUUUGGAGCAGAUCUCGGCUUGUUCCAGAAUGAAUGCAUCGGAAACUCAUCAACAAGAUUUACUCGGACGAAAACCACCAGCUGCCGCAGCUAUUGACAAUUGGCAAAUAAAAAAGGCAAUUCAGAUCAUCAAAAGGUACCAGGAUGACAAUGACUGGGCAGGUUGCUAUAUGGGGAGCUGGCCUGUCUAUACUCUGGGCUUUUUCCUCAUCGAUCCGGAGCAUAUCGAAGUAAUCCGGCAGGACUUGAAGCGGAGAUGGGAGUCGACUAAAUUUAUGCAGAUAACUCGCUUUCGAAAUGAUUUAGAGGGUGUCUGGGCCGCGCGGGCUCGGCUUUUAUGUCCUCCCACGGUGGACCAUGCGUCUAUGUCGCUUGAGUCUAUGUGA
Cucurbitaria berberidis CBS 394.84 is the source of this 1491-nucleotide messenger RNA. RefSeq lists its product as uncharacterized. Gene Ontology annotation, molecular function: zinc ion binding; transcription cis-regulatory region binding; DNA-binding transcription factor activity, RNA polymerase II-specific. Gene Ontology annotation, cellular component: nucleus. The record is from RefSeq and is a predicted model, not a curated record. The coding region runs from base 1 to 1491 and encodes 496 amino acids. Gene Ontology annotation, biological process: positive regulation of transcription by RNA polymerase II. Lineage: Eukaryota; Fungi; Ascomycota; Dothideomycetes; Pleosporales; Cucurbitariaceae. The transcript is spliced from 3 exons.